AUGAAACACCUCAACUCCAUGAAACGAGCCCCGCAUCCCACUCCUCAAAGCGGUGACGGCGCCUUCUUCCAUGAGCCAGUCUCCUGGCAACCAGCAGCCAAUCAGCACCCGGGCUCUCUCUCUGUUGUAACCACUGUGUGGGGCGUGACCAAUCCCACGCAUAGCCAGGUGAUCGGCGCGCCGCCCAUGGGUCCUGGCGACAGCACGGGCGGCCACAUGAUGCCCGGUGGGGGUGGAGGCGGCGGGCCUGGCAUGACUGGCGGCAUGGGCCCGCAGUUCAUGGGCCAGCAGGCCUACGGCGACGCAGUGUCCAAAGGUUACGGCCAACCGCUCAUGUAUGGACGCCCCAACGCGACGUACAACCCCGCGGCGGCCUAUGGCGGCAGUUACCCCGGUAAUAGCGGCGGCAUGGGUGCGCGCCCCCCCUCGGACUUCACCACGGCCACGGCCGCUGCCGUGGCCGCAGCCACCGCUACGGCCACAGCCACUGCCACCGUGGCGGCGAUCCAGGAGAAGCAGAACCAGGACAUCAACUACGCUCAGAUGGGCGGAGCCUCCUCAUACAGCCCCCAGUUUAUGUCUCACGUGGGAGCUCGCGGUCCCACGGCCAUGAACCAAGGAGCGAUGGUGUCCGGCAGGCCCGGGGCCGCACCGCCUUCCGGCGGGGGCUUGUACCCACCACACCCCGGAGCCUCGCAGAAGAUGCACGGGGGUGGAAGUGCGGGAUACCCCGCCGCAACACAGGGACUCAAACGCACCUUCCACUCAGAGUUUGUGUUGCUUUGUGCCGGGCAGUUCGGGGGCGGUGGCGGGAUGUCGUCCAUGUCUGGAUACCCUCAGCAACCACUGCAGUAUCCCCCCGGAGCGCAGCAACGGUGCGCCCCCUCCCCUUCGUACCCGGGUGGCCGUAUGCCCCCCAUGAGCCAGUACGCUUCUGGAUCGCACAACAACCCGCUGUCAUUCCCACCGGGCGGCGGACAGCCCAACCCGCCCCAAUACUAUAAGUCUGACGUGUUUAACGGGCAGAGUAGUCUGCCCCCUGCAGGCCCAGGAGGAUAUAAUGCCUUCACGCAGGCAGCAGCCAGCGGGCCGGGCCGAGGAGGCGGCGGCGGCGGGGGGAUGCCUGGAUACCCCGGCUCCCCCAUGGGCGGGAACCCGACCCCUCCCAUGACUCCCGGCACCUCUGUGCCACCUUACCUCUCGCCGAGCCAGGACACCAAACCCCCUUACAUGCCCCCCGAUGUAAAAAACAACAUGGGUGGCCCGCAGCCCGGCGCAGGUAACCCUAGCGAUGACCUUCGCCUUACCUUCCCGGUGCGGGAUGGAGUGGUGUUGGAGCCUUUCAGGCUGGAGCACAACUUGGCUGUCAGUAACCACGCCUUCCAGCUUCGAGACUCUGUCUACAAAACGCUGAUGAUGAGGCCCGAUCUGGAACUGCAGUUCAAAUGCUACCACCACGAGGACCGUCAGAUGAACACCAACUGGCCCGCCUCGGUGCAGGUGAGCGUCAACGCCACGCCUUUGUCCAUCGAGCGCGGCGACAACAAGACCUCGCACAAGGCCUUGUACCUCAAGCAAGUGUGCCAGCCCGGACGCAAUACGGUCCAGAUCACCGUCACUGCCUGCUGCUGCUCCCACCUGUUCGUGCUUCAGUUGGUCCAUCGGCCGUCUGUCAGGUCCGUGUUACAAGGACUGAUGAAGAAACGGCUCCUGCCCGCGGAGCACUGCAUCACCAAAAUUAAGAGAAACUUCAGCAGCGGCACCAUCCCCGGGACCCCUGGGCUGAACGGAGAGGACGGCGUGGAGCAAACGGCCAUCAAAGUGUCGCUCAAAUGUCCCAUCACCUUCCGACGCAUCCAGCUGCCGGCGCGAGGACACGACUGCCGCCACAUACAGUGCUUUGACCUGGAGUCGUACCUGCAGCUCAACUGCGAGAGAGGAACAUGGAGGUGUCCCGUCUGCAAUAAGACUGCUCUACUGGAGGGUCUGGAGGUGGACCAGUACAUGUUGGGGAUCCUGGUGUACAUCCAGAACUCUGACUACGAGGAGAUCACCAUUGAUCCACUAUGCGGCUGGCGGCCGGUGCCCGUCAAGCCCGACCUGCACGUGAAGGAGGAGCCCGAUGGGCCAGCACUCAAGCGCUGUCGCACUGUCAGUCCCAGUCACAUGGUUCUGCCCAACGUCAUGGAGAUGAUAGCCUCGCUGGGACCCGCCUCCUCCCCCUACACCGGGGGCGGCAGCAGGGGCAGCCCUGACUUCAAUAGGCCAGGGAGUCGAGGCUUCGCUGGUCAAUCGGCUUUCCCAGAGUUCCCCAACACUCCUGGCACGCCAACCCUGGGAGAGUACCCUUCCUCCGGACCGCCGCUCUCAUACCCGCCCGAGCAGGCGCCGCACCCGUCCCAUAAUGCGUCGCUUCAGCAGCAGCACGGCAACCAGAGCCUGAGUGAGGACAGGAGCGCCGCCGCUGCUUCCCACAAUGCUCGGCUGCACGCCGAGGGCUCCUUUGGCCUUGGAGGACCCCCAGCAGGAGAAGCGCCCGAUCACUCGCUAGAUCUUUUACCGGAGCUGACCAACCCGGAUGAGCUGCUGUCCUACUUGGGUCCCCCCGACUUGCCCAGCAACAGCAGCGACGACCUUCUCUCGCUCUUUGAGAACAACUGA
This is a messenger RNA of Nerophis lumbriciformis (worm pipefish), 2661 nucleotides long. The record is from RefSeq and is a predicted model, not a curated record. Lineage: Eukaryota; Metazoa; Chordata; Actinopteri; Syngnathiformes; Syngnathidae.